AUGGCCCCACUGAAGAUGCUGGCCCUGGUCAUCCUCCUCCUGGGGGCUUCUCUGCAGCACAUCCAUGCAGCUCGAGGGACCAACGUGGGCCGGGAGUGCUGCCUGAAGUACUUCAAGGGAGCCAUUCCCCUUAGAAAGCUGAAGACGUGGUACCAGACACCCGAGGACUGUUCCAGGGAUGCCAUUGUUUUUGUAACUGUCCAGAACAAGGCCAUCUGUUCGGACCCCAACGACAAGAAAGUGAAGAAGGCACUUAAAUACCUGCAAAGCCUCUAG
Molecule: messenger RNA, 276 nt
Organism: Mandrillus leucophaeus (drill)
Lineage: Eukaryota; Metazoa; Chordata; Mammalia; Primates; Cercopithecidae
Gene: CCL17
Product: chemokine (C-C motif) ligand 17
Exons: 3
Coding region: 1-276 (91 amino acids)
Biological process (GO): chemokine-mediated signaling pathway; cellular response to tumor necrosis factor; positive regulation of GTPase activity
Cellular component (GO): extracellular region
Molecular function (GO): CCR chemokine receptor binding; chemokine activity
Source: RefSeq, a predicted model, not a curated record